AUGGCAUCUCGCCAACUUGCCUCCUUUUCAAAGACUCUCAUCAACAGAACAAUGGCGACUCAAGCAGCUGGCAAAGGAAGAGCAGCCAACACCAAAGACUGGUCGGCCGCGCAGUAUCUCAAAUUCGCUGAGCAACGUACUCGGCCUUCGCGCGAUCUUCUUGCCCAAAUACCCCUGGCCACUCCCAACAGCAUCAUCGAUAUUGGAUGCGGUCCGGGUAACUCAACCGAAGUGCUUGCGAAGCAAUGGCCCGAUGCACAGAUUUCGGGCAUCGAUUCAUCACCGAACAUGAUCGAGACGGCCCGCAAAGCCCUUCCUAAUCUGCAAUUUGCCGUGGCGGAUCUAAGUGACUAUACUCCAGAAGGGCCAGUUGAUCUUCUGUUUUCCAAUGCGGUUUACCAAUGGAUCAAUUUUGAGGAUCGAAUUCCGAUCAUGAAACGCCUGAUUGAAUCUCUGAAACCUGGAGGUGUCUUUGCGUUUCAAGUACCUGAUAACUUCACCGAAAAGUCUCACGAAGCGAUGCGUGCGGUGGCUGAAAAUGGUCCUUGGUCCGCAACGCUUUCACAACUGAAGCCAUCUCUUGGGCCCUUCCAAACACCCUUUGAGCUAUACAAUGAGUUAAAGCCAUUGUGUUCGUCGGUAGACAUAUGGCAUACAAAUUACCAACACCCGCUGGAAGGUCAUGAGGGCAUUGUUGAGUGGGUUAAAGGCACUGGAUUGAGGCCAUUCAUUGAUCCACUCAGUGCAGAGCAGAGGGAGGGAUUCCUGGCGGCGUAUCUGGAAAAACUAAAGGAGCUUUAUCCUUCUUGCAACGAUGGAUCUGUGUUACUGCGAUACCCUCGUCUUUUCUUGGUUGCCGUUCGUGCUUAA
Messenger RNA from Trichoderma gamsii, 870 nucleotides. Its product is annotated as trans-aconitate 2-methyltransferase. The transcript has a single exon. NCBI's taxonomy places the organism in Eukaryota, Fungi, Ascomycota, Sordariomycetes, Hypocreales, Hypocreaceae. Gene Ontology annotation, molecular function: trans-aconitate 2-methyltransferase activity. The coding region runs from base 1 to 870 and encodes 289 amino acids. The record is from RefSeq and is a predicted model, not a curated record.